This is a messenger RNA of Vanrija pseudolonga, 1500 nucleotides long. RefSeq names its product Acetylornithine aminotransferase, mitochondrial (gene arg-8). Gene Ontology annotation, molecular function: pyridoxal phosphate binding; transaminase activity; identical protein binding. The record is from RefSeq and is a predicted model, not a curated record. The transcript is spliced from 2 exons. Gene Ontology annotation, cellular component: mitochondrial matrix. The coding region runs from base 53 to 1444 and encodes 463 amino acids. NCBI's taxonomy places the organism in Eukaryota, Fungi, Basidiomycota, Tremellomycetes, Trichosporonales, Trichosporonaceae.
AUAAAUAUCGACUCGGCCGGCGUGUCUUCUUGUUCCUCCUCCCCCCUCCACAAUGUCCGUCUCCCGCCUGUCCAAGGUCAUCCCUCGCGUGUCGCGCGCGCGCGCGUACGCUACUGCGUCGGGAUUGAAGCCCAACACCUCGUACCUCGCCGAAACCCACCCCGACACUGCCCCCGAGUCGACCCACGACCUGAUCAAGGAGCACUCGUCGUACCUGCUCAACACGUACGCGCGCCCGCCCAUCCUCUUCAAGCAGGGCAAGGGGCUCAAGCUGACGGAUUCCGCGGGGCGCGAGUAUCUCGACUUUGCGGCUGGCAUUGCCGUCUUGGCCCUCGGACACGCCGAUGACGGGGUGAACAAGAUCCUCGCCGAGCAGAGCGGCAUCCUCUCCCACGCGUCCAACGUGUACUGGAACGAGUGGGCCGGCGAGCUCGCGAAAUCCCUCGUCGAGAAGACGCGCGACGCCGGCGCCCUCGGCCUGUCCAAGACCGACGGCGCACCCGGCGCCAAGGUCUUCUUCUCCAACUCGGGCACCGAGGCCAACGAGGGCGCGCUCAAGUUUGCCCGCAAGGUCGGCAAGGACCGCGGCGGCGAGACCAAGACCGGCAUCGUGUGCUUCUCGAACGGCUUCCACGGUCGCAGCUUUGGCGCGCUCAGCGUCACCACGAACCCCAAGUACCAGGCGCCGUUUACGCCGCUCGUCCCCGACGUGCACGUGGGCGAGUACAACAAUGCCGACAAGGCGACUAUCGACGCAUUGAUCAACGAGUCGACCUGCGGCGUCAUCGUCGAGCCCAUCCAGGGCGAGGGCGGCAUCGGCACAGCGAGCCCCGAGUUCCUCGCUGCCGUCGCCGCGCGCGCGCGCGAGGUCGGCGCAGUGCUCAUCUACGACGAGAUCCAGUGCGGCCUCUACCGCACCGGCGACCUGUGGGCGCACGCUGCGCUGCCCCAGUCGAGCCACCCCGACAUUGUGACCAUGGCCAAGCCGCUCGCGAACGGUUUCCCUAUCGGCGCGAUCCUGGUGCGUGACGAGGUCGCUGACGCGAUCGGCGUCGGAAGCCACGGCACCACGUUUGGCGGCCAGCCCUUGGCCACCCGUCUCGGACACUACGUGCUUGGCCGCCUCUCCGAGCCAGAGUUCAAGCAGCACAUCAAGGACGUGUCGGCGCACCUCGACGGCCUGGUCGCGCGCCUGCCCAAGCUCUUCCCCAACCUGAUCAAGGACGAGACCCGCGGCCGCGGCCUGAUCCGGGGUAUUCCCUUCAAGAACGAGGCCCACCCCGCCCGCGUCAUGACCCUCCUCCGCCAGCGCGGCGUGCUCGCCCUCACUGCCGGCAAGGACGCCGUGCGCCUCAUCCCCGCGCUCACCGUCUCCAAGGAGGAGUGUGACCACGCCAUUGGCGCCAUUGAGAGCGUGCUCACCAUUAUUGAGAAGGAGCAGUAGGAGCACGUUGUAGUACAAGCAUUUCGGGCAGAAUCAUGCAUGUUAGAGUAAAUGGC